AAAAACUCCAGAUGUGGGUUCCAGGACCUAUACAGAAAUUAUGCGAGAGCAGAUGCUCAAAGGAGAAGAAUCUGAGUUACGUAAGAAGAUAGCAGAAAAAUCAAAAGAUGGCACAUUACAAAAGCACUCAAGCAGCAGCAAUGGUGAUUCAUUAGGUGUCACACAACGUAAAAGAGGUAGAUGGGAUCAAACAAUCGAUGAACAAUUUGUUCCAGCAUCUUCAUCAGCACCUAAGAAGAAAGCUGUUGAGGCCACACCUUCCAGUGCACCUACACCCACAUGGGGAGAAGAUCGUACUCCAGCUGAUCAUCGUUGGGAUGAAACUCCAGGUCACAAAGCGUAUCCCGAGACUCCGGGAGCAACACCUGGACAAAGCACAAGAAUUUGGGACGCUACACCUGCGCAUCAAGCCGCAGCCACACCUACACAUUUGGGAAGUGCUGCAGGUGCAGAAACUCCUGGUCAUGGAGACAGAUCCAGGAGGAACAGAUGGGAUGAAACACCAAAAACUGAAAGAGAGACUCCUGGUCAUAACAGCGGUUGGGCAGAAACUCCUAGGACUGAUCGCAUGUCAUCAGAUGUAGGAGGUGGUGUUAUAAUUCAGGAUACGCCGACUCCUGGAGCUUCUAAAAGACGUUCCAGGUGGGAUGAGACACCAAGUGCAGCAAUGACACCUGCUAUGACACCAUCCAUGACACCUGCAAUGACUCCAUCUAUGACGCCGAGCAUGACACCUGGAGGAGGAGCUGGACACACACCUGUGUUGACACCAGGAGGGACAACUCCAGUUGGUCACAAAGCAAUGGUGAUGGCCACACCCACACCAGGGCACUUGGCUUCUAUGACACCAGAACAGUUGCAGGCUUAUCGUUGGGAAAGAGAAAUUGAUGAGAGAAACAGACCGUUCACUGAUGAUGAAUUGGAUUCAUUCUUCCCUGUUGGGUAUAAAAUUUUACCACCACCAGCAGGUUAUAUCCCAAUAAGAACACCAGCCAGAAAACUAACAGCAACACCAACCCCAUUGGGAGGUGCAACUCCUCAUGGUUUCUUUAUCCAGCAAGAAGAUCGUCAGGCCUCCCAAACUUUAGUCGAUGCACAACCUAAAGGAAAUUUACCAUUUAUGAAACCGGAAGAUGCACAGUACUUCGAUAAACUUUUGGUUGAUGUUGAUGAAGAAGCUUUGAGUCCCGAAGAACAAAAGGAACGCAAAAUCAUGAAACUUUUACUUAAAAUUAAAAAUGGUACACCACCUAUGAGAAAAGCAGCUUUGAGACAGAUUACCGACAAAGCCAGAGAAUUCGGUGCAGGACCCUUAUUCAACCAGAUUUUGCCCUUACUUAUGAGUCCGACUCUAGAAGACCAAGAAAGACAUUUGCUGGUCAAAGUUAUUGACAGGAUUUUAUAUAAACUUGACGACUUGGUCAGACCUUACGUGCACAAAAUUUUGGUCGUCAUUGAACCUCUGUUGAUUGAUGAAGAUUACUAUGCUCGUGUUGAAGGUCGUGAGAUUAUUUCAAAUUUGGCAAAGGCUGCAGGUUUAGCUACUAUGAUUUCAACAAUGAGGCCUGAUAUUGAUAAUAUUGAUGAGUACGUUCGUAAUACCACUGCUCGAGCCUUUGCUGUUGUUGCUUCAGCCUUAGGUAUUCCUUCCCUCUUGCCUUUCUUGAAAGCCGUGUGCAGGAGUAAAAAGUCAUGGCAAGCUCGACACACUGGUAUCAAGAUUGUUCAGCAAAUCGCCAUCCUGAUGGGUUGUGCUAUUUUACCACAUUUGAAGUCUCUGGUGGAAAUUAUAGAACACGGCCUGGUCGAUGAUCAACAAAAAGUACGAACCAUUACUGCUUUGGCUAUUGCUGCAUUGGCUGAAGCUGCUACACCUUACGGUAUUGAAAGUUUCGAUUCUGUUCUCAAACCGUUGUGGAAGGGUAUCAGAACACACAGAGGUAAAGGUCUUGCCGCCUUCUUGAAAGCUAUCGGUUAUUUGAUUCCCUUGAUGGAUGCCGAAUACGCUAAUUACUACACCAGGGAAGUGAUGUUGAUCCUGAUCAGAGAGUUUCAGAGUCCUGACGAGGAAAUGAAGAAGAUUGUCUUAAAGGUGGUGAAACAAUGUUGUGGUACUGACGGUGUGGAAGCAAGUUAUAUAAAAGAUGAAAUCUUACCACAUUUUUUCAAACAUUUCUGGAACCACAGGAUGGCCCUGGACAGAAGGAAUUAUCGGCAACUUGUUGAUACCACUGUUGAAAUUGCUAAUAAGGUUGGUUCCUCAGAAAUAAUUACCAGAGUAGUAGAUGAUUUGAAGGAUGAAAAUGAACAGUAUCGUAAAAUGGUUAUGGAGACUAUUGAGAAAGUAAUGGGUGCUUUGGGAGCUGCUGAUGUUGAUUCGAGGCUGGAAGAACAACUUAUUGAUGGUAUCUUGUAUGCUUUCCAAGAACAAACCACAGAAGAUGUGGUCAUGUUAAAUGGUUUUGGCACGAUAGUCAAUCAAUUAGGUAAACGUGUGAGGCCUUACUUACCACAAAUUUGUGGUACCAUUCUCUGGAGAUUGAAUAAUAAAAGUGCAAAGGUUCGACAGCAAGCUGCUGAUCUUAUUUCCAGGAUAGCUGUUGUCAUGAAAACUUGUCAAGAGGAAAAGUUAAUGAGCCAUUUAGGUGUCGUUCUUUACGAAUACUUAGGAGAAGAAUACCCCGAAGUACUCGGUUCCAUCCUUGGAGCCCUAAAAGCUAUUGUCAAUGUAAUUGGUAUGACCAAAAUGACACCUCCAAUCAAAGAUUUACUCCCAAGACUGACACCAAUUCUGAAAAAUCGUCACGAAAAAGUACAAGAAAACUGCAUCGACCUUGUCGGCCGAAUUGCUGAUAGAGGACCAGAAUACGUCUCCGCCAGAGAAUGGAUGAGAAUUUGUUUUGAAUUACUAGAAUUGUUAAAGGCCCACAAAAAGGCUAUCAGGAGAGCUACGGUGAACACUUUUGGUUAUAUUGCCAAAGCUAUCGGUCCACAUGAUGUGUUGGCUACUUUGUUGAAUAAUUUGAAAGUGCAGGAGAGACAGAACCGUGUCUGUACCACUGUGGCAAUUGCUAUUGUUGCUGAGACUUGUUCACCGUUUACAGUCUUGCCGGCUUUGAUGAAUGAAUAUAGGGUUCCUGAAUUGAAUGUGCAGAACGGUGUGUUGAAGUCGUUGAGUUUUCUUUUUGAAUAUAUUGGUGAGAUGGGGAAGGAUUAUAUUUAUGCAGUCAGCCCGUUGUUGGAAGACGCACUUAUGGACAGGGAUUUGGUGCACAGACAGACGGCAUGUGCAGCAAUCAAGCAUAUGGCUUUGGGAGUCUUUGGUUUUGGAUGUGAAGACGCUUUAAUUCACUUAUUAAAUCACGUCUGGCCUAAUAUCUUUGAAUCAUCACCUCAUUUAGUGCAGGCAUUUAUGGACGCCAUUGAAGGAUUACGAGUAGCUUUAGGACCAAUUAAAAUAUUACAGUACACUUUACAGGGUCUUUUCCAUCCAGCAAGGAAAGUACGAGACGUCUACUGGAAAAUAUAUAAUUCUUUAUACAUAGGAGGUCAAGAUGCACUCGUGGCAGGUUAUCCUCGGAUACAAAACGAUCCCAAAAAUCAAUAUGCAAGAUAUGAAUUAGAUUAUAUGUUAUAAAUUUAUAUUAGUUUAUUUUAUAAAUAAGUCAAGUUGAUUUAAUUUUUCUAUUUCAAUCAUUUUUGUAUGUUAAUGAUUGGUAUUCACUUUUUUAAACAUUCACUGCAA
Messenger RNA from Ctenocephalides felis (cat flea), 3745 nucleotides. RefSeq names its product splicing factor 3B subunit 1 (gene Sf3b1). Gene Ontology annotation, cellular component: catalytic step 2 spliceosome; U2-type prespliceosome; U2 snRNP. Gene Ontology annotation, molecular function: mRNA binding. Bases 41 to 3637 code for a protein of 1198 amino acids. Lineage: Eukaryota; Metazoa; Arthropoda; Insecta; Siphonaptera; Pulicidae. The transcript has 18 exons. Gene Ontology annotation, biological process: spliceosomal complex assembly. The record is from RefSeq and is a predicted model, not a curated record.